Molecule: messenger RNA, 1288 nt
Organism: Cladocopium goreaui
Lineage: Eukaryota; Dinophyceae; Suessiales; Symbiodiniaceae
Source: the annotation of a GenBank genome assembly
AGCACUGGGCUCAAGCAUCUCUAGAAGCAUAGAUUGUGUUUUCUUUGUUGGGCCAGUCGGAUGAACUCAGCUCCAUUUCAUGGGAAACCAUGACUGCGUUGAAGCCUUCAGAACUCUUCCCACAAGAAUGCGUGCUCUCAACAGAAACAGUCGAGGUCUACCGUGGACUCUGGUUCAGAACCUUCAGCAAGAGUUCCAGCUCCAUCACGGUGUCUAUGAAGCGAUAUCUUCACGAAGAGCCUGAGCCAGCCGAGUCGUCCGCACCUCCGAGGCUGCUACACAGAAGUAUUCUGCAAUUCUUCGAAGUUACAAAGGCUCCUCGAGUCAUCGUGUCGGAAUUCUGUAGUGGUGGAAGCUUGUUUGAGGUUUUGCAGAACGAGGCACUCCCACUACCAUGGCUCCAACGAAUCAAAAUCUUGAGAGAUGUUGCCAGUGCUGCAGAAAUCGUUCAUCAGAAGCAGUACGUCCUCAAGGAACUGACCAGCUAUCAUGUCUUCCUCAGCAAACCUCCUGGCCAAGACAACCUCGGAGCAAAGCUCGACAUCAACUACUCAGGAUUUGGAUGCUUGCAAGCUGACACUUCGCAGCUUGAACUAUGGCGCUGGAGUGCUCCAGAGGUGGGCCUAGAUUCUGCAACUCCCAGCUUUGAUGCGAGAUCCGACAUUUUCGCAUUUGGAAGCUUUCUUCUGGAGGUGCUUUCAAGAAAGAUCCCCUUCAGUGAUAUGGAGGAGAAUGAGGCCCGACAGUGCGUUGCCAAUGGACAGAGAUCUCUUAUAGACGCUGAGGAAGGCUGCCCUCCACGCCUUCUGAAGCUGAUGCACGACUGUUGGGCUGAGGCACCAGCUCGACCGACAGCAGCAGCGGUCCACGCAGUAUGUACGCAACUACUGGAGACCCUUUGAUGUCUAAAGUUUGUGGUCAUUGUGGUCGCUGCGUGAGGGGGGAACUCCGAUGUCGAGGUGCCAUUCGAUGUGACUUGCCAAGCAGCAUGCUUCCCAGAUUCGACUUCACUUGGAUACCUGGACAACUGCACAACUGGAAGCUGCGCCACUGCAUUUCUCCCAUUUGGAGAAUUUGCACAAGUAUCGAGCCAUUGCCGUGGAAAUGGAGCGCUCUCAGCCCCGCAGACCUCAACAAGUGCCGAGCGCAAACUGGAUUGUAUAGAGUCCGCAUUGCUGCAGAGUCUUAAUGGUUGGUGCCAAAGAAAGCCAUGAUGAAAUGACCCAUAUUUGUCUUGACCUUCAGAUAUGACUAUGAUAUGACUAUGUCAAAUGCCUUGGAAGAGCGC